Plasmopara halstedii is the source of this 594-nucleotide messenger RNA. Its product is annotated as Actin cross-linking. The coding region runs from base 1 to 594 and encodes 197 amino acids. Lineage: Eukaryota; Oomycota; Peronosporomycetes; Peronosporales; Peronosporaceae. The transcript is spliced from 2 exons. The record is from RefSeq and is a predicted model, not a curated record.
AUGGAGUGGGUUCUGGGCAUGACGAAGGAUGAAAACUUCCUGAUGCCUCAUCAGCUUUGCCAGCCUUUGAUUGCCAUUCAAUCAGCUCACAAUGGACGCUACUUGCAAGUUUACACGAAUGGAGACUGUAUCUUUGACAGUAAAGAACCUGGCGACUACGAGCUUUUUACCAUAGAGACAGACUUAAACUGUGCUCUGUACUUUGUGUCGUGUCGCACGGGAAAUGUCCUUCAGUGCAAUAGCAGAUCCCAUGUCAGGUGUGAAAACCAAAAUCGUCUUGGCUGGGAGGCCUGGAAAAUUGUGGAGCCAUGCACAAAUACCAUUACCGCCCAUGUGCAGCCAAAAAAGAGCUAUGGUAACGAUCUAAAUGGUGAAGACCGCCGAGAAUUUGUGUUGAAACUCGCGAUGAGCGGAAAGACACCGACAGAGAUCAAGGAGAUCUUAACGCAAUUGUUUGACGUACUCGUGACGGUUGUGUGGACAAGGCACCGCGAAAAAUUUGAGCUAUUUGCCCGAAUCAACAACUUAAGCGAUUGCCAACAGUAUUGUCCUAUGGGUUUCUCUCAGUUCUCUGAUCGUGCACAUAACAGUUAA